AUGCGAGAGCUGAGGCUGAACUCCUGCAGGUCGCCCAUCAAGCAGCGCCGCAGCCGGGAGCAGAACACACGAAGAGCCGAGGAAACCAAAACACACAGACAGGAGGCGCUGUGUCUUCUCCUCAGUAAACUGUCUGUCCUGGAGCAGCUGAGAGACGAAGCUGAUGAGACGGGAAGACAGAUGGACAGACAGACGGAGGAGAGAAGGAGGACAGAGAGAGAGACAGAAGAGCUGGAGACACAGCUGCUGACACUGGACACAUCAGACCCACAACAUGCCCAUGUGACCGCUCUGUUGUCUGGCUGCCGACAGCUGUUGGACAGGAUGAGCAGGAGGCAGAGCGAGCUAGAGGGUCGCCUCGACGACAUGCUGUCACGCAUCGCCAUGGAGACGCAGGAGAUCAAAGAGCUGGAGCAACAACUGACUGACGGUCAGAUUUUGGCGAAUGAAGUUCUUCAGAGGGAUUUGGAGGGAAUUAUCUCUGGACUUCAGGAGUAUCUGAGAGGACUCAGAGAUCAGGCUCGUCGAUCUCAGCAGCAGGUUGACAGUCUGCAGGCUGAGAACCAGAGUCUGCAGCUCCACCUGGAGGACAGUCAGAGACACUGCAGGCAGCUGGAGGACAGAGCCAGGACACACACACAGGACAUGUCCGUCCAGCAGGAGGAGCUGUCUGUGCUGAGGACGGAGGCUCACGCUCUGAGAGACAGACAGGUGGAGAGCAGCAGACAGCAGGAGGAGCUGGAGGUGGAGCUACAGCAGCUGAGGGAGGAGCUAGCUAGACAGGUCACACUGGGACAGCUGGAGCGGGGUGCUCUGCUGGCAGCUGUAGACAAAGAGAAACAGAGCACAGAGAUCAGAGAGUGUCAGUUACAGGCGACCAUCGACACACUGCAGGAUGAGAAAUCAUCUCUGCAGCAGAUCACCCUCAGACUUCAAGCCCAGCUGGACCAGACCAGGACCCAGUAUACAGAAACCAGGGACCACCUAGACCAGACCAGACUUCAGCUGGACCGGUUUACAGCGGCCAUGUUGGAUCCUCAGGAGGUUCAGAGUGGACCAGAUGAUCUGGAUGAGGACAAGUACAGUCCACACGACUCGGUCCUGUUCCCCGUCAGUCCUAUGAGUCCUGAACUCAUGUUGUCCAGAAGUGUGGAGCAGCUGUACCGGACCCUCCAGCAGACCAGGACCAGCACGGAGCAGCUCCAACGAGACCUCCACCACAGCCGAGAACAGAUAGCCAGGCUGCAGACCCAGCUAGCCCAAGACCAGGACCACAUAGCCCAGCUAGAAGCCCGACUCGAGGCCCAGGACCAGGUGGCCCAAAGUGUGGAGAGGGAUGAGGAGUCAGACUGGAGACUGAAGGAGGAGCUACAGAGGUCUCACAGCAGAAACAGACUCAUUCAUCAGAACCUGGAGUCGCAGUUGGAGCAGAGUCGUCUGCAGCUUCAGGACGUCCAGCAGCACAGAGACACUCUGCUGCAGCAGCUGCGUUCACUGAGCGACGGUCACCAGAGGAGCCUCGGGCGCCUGAACAGGAAACUCCGGCAGCUCAGCAGGUUCAUGUGUGACUCUGACAAGCUGACGGCAGAACAGAUGACGUCGACCAUCGAACAGCUGAGAGCUCUGAACCACACGGUGGAGCUGCUGCACACACAGAAAACUGUGGACGAGCUCGAUGGCAGCUCUCACCCGGCUGAACACACACACACAGUGGAGGAGCUGAGGGCCGAGCUGGCCGAAGCUCAGAGACACACACACAGACUGAGACAGCAGCUGGACCAGAUCCGGACCAGGACUCGGUCCAGGACAGGGAUCAGGACCAGAGAGGGAGGACAGUGGUGCUACGUACCUCCUGCACACAGUGCUCCCAGUCUGGCUUCUCAGGGGACUCAGGAUUCUGGUUUGGGGCUGCAGUUCCUCAGAUCUCCUGACAGGGGGCGACAGCAGGACAGACCUCCUGCAGGAGGAGGGUACUGGGUCUACAUACCCCCAACACACACCGACUCUGACACAGCAGCAGCUGCUGAGUGGAGGGACAGCGGAGGAGGCAGUGAUGCUGACAGGAGCUCCAGAGGACGGACUCCUCCUCCUCCUCCUGACCCAGCUGCAGGUCUCUCUGCUGGGCUCUCUGACGGUCACACCCCCCUGGUUGGACCCGCCUGGUUGCUGUGUGGUUCACCUGCAGCUGUUGUUUACAGUCCUCCAGCAGGGGGCUCUGCUCUGCACUGUAACAUCCCAGAGCACCAAGACAGGGGGGAAAAGUGUGUGUGUGAGUGUGUGCACAGAGACGCAGAGAGACUGGAGGAAGAGAGGAAGAAACUACGACUGGAAACCAAAAAGUUUCGACACACACUGAGACGACACAGGAGUGUGGUGCAGGUGUGUGAUGAGGUGGAGUGUGUGGAGGAAACUCUGCUGAAGAGACGAGCUGAACUGCGUCAGGCUGACCAACUGUUGCUGGAGGCUCAGAGCUGCAUACACACCACCAGAGACAAGGCCAGCUUAGCUCAGUGGGAGGCAGAUGAGUUCCAGCGCAGAGCUCAGGACAGUGCCUCCUGUCUGCUGGAGGCCAAGCAGCACGUCAGAGAGCUGCAGGAGGAGGUGGGGGAUCUUAGGAGGAGGAGGGAGAAGGAGGAGCUCACUCUGAGGGAGGUGAAGGAGGCGCUGAGGAGCAGAGAUCAGGAGCUCCAACAGCUCGGAACAAAAACACACUCAGCUACAGACAGCCUAAAGAAUGUGCUGUCAGACUGUCAGGAGGCCCAGAAGUGUCUGGACUCGGUCAACAGUCAGGUGGAGCAGCAGGAGCAGAGGUUGGUUCAGAGGAGGGAGGAGCAUCAGGCGGCUCUGAACAGAGUGAGGGAGGUCAGAGAGGAGGAGCAACGACUGCAGAGCACAGCCAAGGAGCUGUUGGAGCAGCAGGAGGAGCUGUUGAUUCAGAAGAGGUCUACUGUUUCAGCUCUGAGAGAGGAGGAGCAGAAACUCCUCUCACUGCAGUCUGAAGUCAGCACACACAGAGCAGAGCUGAAACAGGUUCUUCAGGAGCUGUUCUUAGAGCAGCAGGCGCUGGAGGAAGUGAAAACCAAACGCACCCAGGUUCUCCAGCGGCUCCACAAGAAGAAGGAUGAACUGGACAGAACGAAGGAAGAGUUGGACAGGACGAUGGAUGAACUGGACAGGAAGCAGGACGAGGUGGACAGGAUGAGAGACGAGUUGGACGGGAUACUGGAGGAAGUGGCCAAGAGGAAGGACGAGGCGGAGAGGCAGCAGCAGGAGCUGGACAGGAAGAUGGAUGAACUGGACAAAAUGCAGGACAAAGUGGACAGGAAGAGGGGGGAGCUGACUGUGCUGCUACAGGAAGUUGAGUCCCACAGGAAAGAGGUGGAGUUAUGUCUCAAAAACACAAAACAACAGCGAACAGAACUGCAGGAGCUGCAGGAGGAGCUGAGGAGGAGAGGGGAGGAGAGAAGCAACCUGCAGGAGCAGUGUAAACACCUCGAGGCCAGACGGAGGCACGCCGACCGGUGUCUGUCAGUGGUUGAGGUGGAGCUUGCUAAAAAGAGGGAGGAGCACAACCAAGCCCAGCUUCUCAAAAAGGAAGUUGUCAGAGAUACAACAGCGACUCGGGAGCAACUCAAUGAGAGCGCUGAGCUGCUGUCUCUUCUCAGCGAACGUGUGGAGGAGAAGGAGAAAGAACUGCAGACUCUGGAACAGCAACUGAGUGAGUCCGGUCAGCAGCAGCAGCAGAAAGCAGAAGGACUGAAGGCGCUGGAGGUGAAGAUUCAACACAAACAGGCGCUGUGUGAUGAGCUGGACGAUGUUAAAGCUACAGUGUGUCAGUUGAAGGACAGGGGGCGCCACCUGACUGAACAACAGCUGCAGCUCAACCACCUCCGUGAGGAGGUGUUAGAGAGAGAGAAGCAGCUGCUCCACAAGGAGGAGGCGCUAAAACAUCAGAGGGCAGGCCUACAGGUGAGAGAGGAGGGGCUACUUCAGACAGAGGAGGAGCUACAAAAGAAAUAUGAGGAGCUUCGUGUGAAAGAGGAAGAAAUACACAAGAGACAGGAGGAGGAUCACAGCAGGGACGUGUUGUCAGAGGAGGAUGAGUCUUUCUACCUGUCUACAGCUGGUCUGAGAUCAGCCUUCAGUACUGAGGAGGAGAGGUGGAGGUCUGAGUUGCAGAGAGAAAAACUGAAACAACAAGAAGAUCGACUGAAGUCCAGUGACUCACAGCUGUGUUGUUUGACUGUCGAGGCUCAACUCCGCUGCCGUCUGUGGAACCAGCAGGAGAACCUGAGACGACUGGAGAGCCAGGAGACGACCGAGGGACUGAGACACAGACUGGACCAGCUGGACGCUCUGCUCACACACACACACACUGAUCAACAGCUGCUCAGGUGUGUUUCAUCAGGUCCACCUGCUCUGCGCUGAAGCUGCUUCAAGAUUCACACAGCAGUCAAUCAUCAUGUGACCUGAACAUCUGGAUGAAUCAGCUGAUCGAGAGCAGGACGAACUCCGCAAACGACAGAUCAGCUGAAGACUUCAUUAAAUGCUCCAUCCGUUCAGAUCCAGAUUCUCUGCUGAACCACUGGAGAAACGUCACGACAGGUUGUUGUUGGGACUAAAUACCAAGAGUGAAGUUUCACGUGACGACCAACAUCCUUCACCUGUGUGACUGUUAACGAACACUGAGCUCAGAUCGCAGUGUCAGACACCAGUUAGUUCAUCUUUACAUACUGGUGUUACUGGACUGUGACCUGCGGAUAAACUGUUUGUUAGACAACAUGGAUGAACUGUGAGUGUGAUGUCAGGACUGAAUAUUCCCACGGUCUGUGAACACACCGUGGGAGCACACUGGGAGCUGAAUUUAAAAUGAUCAAAAAUCUGAAUGAAUUCUCGUUUGUAUUUGAAGCUUUUAGUAAAAAUUUGUAAUGUUUAUCUGUGAAUUAAACACUUCCUGUUGAA
Molecule: messenger RNA, 4962 nt
Organism: Seriola aureovittata
Lineage: Eukaryota; Metazoa; Chordata; Actinopteri; Carangiformes; Carangidae
Gene: cntrl
Product: centriolin
Exons: 32
Coding region: 1-4428 (1475 amino acids)
Source: RefSeq, a predicted model, not a curated record